Messenger RNA from Polistes dominula (European paper wasp), 632 nucleotides. Its product is annotated as chymotrypsin inhibitor. The record is from RefSeq and is a predicted model, not a curated record. Lineage: Eukaryota; Metazoa; Arthropoda; Insecta; Hymenoptera; Vespidae.
AUCUUGCCAAAGUUUCCUUGUCAAGUCACGCGUGAGAUGACUAACUGCUAAUAAGGAUUAAUUAAUAUUGUGUUAUUCAUAGAUUACAUAAAAAACAAAUAAAUUAGUAAAGAUAACAGAAAUUGACGACUAUAUAUUGUAAUGCACGAACAGUAUACCGAUCAGUUUCAAUUUAGAAUUUAAUAGUAAUUCUAUAUUAUCAUGUCUCGUCUCACGAUCAUUUUUUUUAUCCUCGCAAUUUGCGUAGCGAUUGUCAUCUGUUCACCCGUUUGCGGACCAAAUCAGAUUAGUGUCAAUUGUAAGAACACCUGUCCAGUAACUUGCUACACUUACCCUAAUCGUACAUUUAUCUGUCCUCAUAUUUGUGUGAAAGGAUGCGAUUGCGUACCAGGAUAUAUAUUAGACACUGAUAAUAAUAAAUGCGUUUUACCCAAUGAUUGUUAAUUUUUGAGGACAAUAAUAAACAUAAAUGUUUAAUUAUGCUGAUAUAAUUAGCUUAAACUAAUAUUAGAUUUACUUUAUUAUAAAAAAAAAAGUUAAUAUUUUGAUUCUAACAUGGACUGUUCUUGUAACAUUUUGGGUUUGUUCAAAUUUCAUAUUUAAAAUAAAUAACUCACAUAAUUAAUAAUAAA